This is a messenger RNA of Trichogramma pretiosum, 3442 nucleotides long. RefSeq names its product DNA repair endonuclease XPF (gene mei-9). The record is from RefSeq and is a predicted model, not a curated record. Gene Ontology annotation, molecular function: single-stranded DNA endonuclease activity; damaged DNA binding; single-stranded DNA binding. Gene Ontology annotation, cellular component: nucleotide-excision repair factor 1 complex. Lineage: Eukaryota; Metazoa; Arthropoda; Insecta; Hymenoptera; Trichogrammatidae. The transcript has 18 exons. Gene Ontology annotation, biological process: nucleotide-excision repair involved in interstrand cross-link repair; resolution of meiotic recombination intermediates; double-strand break repair via homologous recombination. Bases 254 to 3337 code for a protein of 1027 amino acids.
AUAUAGUAUGCGCGAGAGACGCGAAUAAACAGCGCUUGAACAAGCGAAUCGAAUAAAAUUUAUCUUGUCGUGUUCUUGUCGGCGAAGCUACAAGUUCAAUCCGAUCUUAUAUUGCAAAUGUUCCUCAAUCAUUUAAUGUAUAAAUAGCAUUUUACAAAUGAGCAUCUAGUCAGUGCGAGUUAACCGUUUGCCACACGAUAUUUAUUUAAUCAUAAAUUUAAUAGCUGUGCUAAGGGGAUCAUGUUUUAAUAAUAUGAAGAGAUUUUUCGUCUUCUUAGUUUUUGUAUAUUUAGAUACUGUAUUGGCUAGUGAACAUCUUCUUCACAAUGUCAUUGAUGAAGUACAAUCCGGUUCUUAUAAAUAUUACAGUUUGACAUACGAUGGCCUUAUCAAAAUUCGACUGACUACCCAGUUGGGGGAUGCAGAUAUUUAUGUUUCUCAAACUACUACCAAACCUACUUAUGAACCAGAUAAUUAUUGUUUGCAAUCUACAACUUGUGGAGAAGACGUUGUCUAUAUACCACAUAGCUUUGUAAGACCAGUGAGUAUUGGCGUGUAUGGUCAUCCGUCUUAUGAUACGAGUCGAUAUACUCUCUUGGUAUAUCAAGUAACAAAUCCAUCGGGAAUUUAUUUAGAAUAUCAAAAUUUUCCAGAUGAUAAUUUACCCACUCCAAAAAACCCAAACAUGUUGGAGUACGAAAAUCAAAUGUUUUUGGAAAUACUCCAAGAAGAUGGGCUUGUUAUUGCAGCAAAGGGCCUAGGGCUUGAAACAGUUUUCAUGAAUAUACUUAAAGCUUACUCAGAUCCAGGGCAUCUUGUCCUUGUUCUAGGAACAGAUGAUUUUGAGGAAACUUUUUUCAUCGAACAAUUGAAAAAUCAAGGUGUUAAACACUUACCUAGAGUAGUUUCUGCUCAAAGCCCAGCAGAAGAAAGAGAUAUAAUGUACUUAGAAGGAGGUGUAUUAUUUAUAUCAGGAAGAAUAUUAGUAGUAGAUCUUUUGAAAAAUAGAGUACCUUUAAAUCUACUAAGCGGAAUUCUUGUUUAUAAAGCUCAUUCUAUUUUAACUUCUCAUCAAGAAUCAUUUGCCCUUAGACUAUACAGAAAAGGCAAUAAGACUGGUUUUGUUAAAGCAUUCACGAAUUCAGCAAUUGCAUUUACUGUCGGCAUGUCUCAAGUAGAACAAGUGAUGAAAAGACUAUAUGUUAAAAAAUUAAAUCUAUGGCCUAGGUUUCAUAAAACAGUUAAUACUUGUUUAGCAAAGCACAAAGUACAAGUUUUUGAGUUACACGUUAAACUAACUCCAAAAAUGUUGAGUAUACAGUCAGGACUUUUAGAUGUUAUGAAUUCAAUGGUUCAAGACUUGAAACGAAAUAAUAAAUACCUUGAUUUAGAUGAAUUGACUGUAGAAAAUGCUGUGGCUAAUAAGUUCCAUAAACAAUUACAACUUCAAUUAGAUCCUGUUUGGGACCAAUUAAGUUAUAAGAGCAAACAGCUAAUAUCAGAUUUAAAAACUCAGAGAUCUUUACUGAUGUGCUUAACUCAUGAUGAUUCCGUUUCAUUUUACGCGAUGUUAAAUAGUCUCCGAACUAUGGAAUAUGCAAUGAGAAGUAGUGGAUGGACCAUGUUAGAUGUCGUUGACGAUAUGUUCAAAAAUGCUAAAUUACGAGUCUUUGCUGAGAAUGGAGAUCUAAAACCGGAACCUAAUCCAAAGUGGACCGCUUUGUCUGAAAUACUGCUAGAAAUUGAAACAGACAGUGCAAAAAAUAAAAAAAAUAAAAUCGUUCCAAAAAUACUUAUAUUAACGAGGGAUGGUAAAACUUGUCGUCAAUUGAACAACUAUCUGACUAUGGGAUCGAAAGAAUAUUUAUUAUACGAAGCGAUGAAAAAAUUGAAGCCAGAUAAAAUUCAAGCGGCAAAAAAACCUGAAAUGAAAAAAAAAGAGACUUCAAAAAAUGCGGAAUCUAGUUGUGAAGCAGAAUCUAUCGAAAAUUCAGAAGAAGAACGAGAAAGCUACGUGUUGACCAUGACACAAAAAGCUGUCGAUGAAGAGGACGAGGACAAUGAAAAAAGCAACAGCUCUGAUGGAAAAAUUAAUUCCAGUCAAUGUUUUGAAGAGUGCUCGAAGCUUGAAGAUUUAGAUUCAACAACUUUGUCGGCAACUCAACCUCUUCUAGUUAUCGAAUCAAUGAAGAGAAACGGGGAUUCCAUGUCUUUGCACAAACGUCUCGAUGAAAUGUCACCAAAUUAUGUUGUAUUAUAUGCGGCCGAUAUUUCUGCUGUACGACAACUGGAAGUUUAUCAAAAUAAAAAUCCAUCUAUUCCUCUCAAGGUUUAUUUUUUAAUUUAUGGUGGUUCAGUUGAAGAGCAAGCCUAUCUUACUUCUUUGCGAAGAGAAAAAGAAGCUUUUGAAAAACUUGUUAUGGCCAAAACUACCAUGGUAAUAUCAGCAGAACAAGAUGGAAAGAGUGAAGAAACAACUUCAACUGACCACGCUAUAGAAGAAGAAUCGAAUAGUAGCACAAGAAAAGGGGGAUUGAAAGAAGAUCAACCAGAGGUUGUUAAUAAAAUUAUUGUUGAUAUGCGAGAAUUUAGAAGUGAACUUCCUUCAAUGCUUCAUCAACGUGGUAUGGAAGUUGAACCGGUUACAAUAACUAUAGGAGAUUACAUCUUGUCUCCAGAUAUUUGCGUAGAAAGAAAAAGUAUCGCGGAUUUAAUUGGAUCUCUUAAUUCCGGAAGAUUGUAUAACCAGGCUGUUGCAAUGACCAGGUACUAUGCAAAGCCCAUGCUGCUGAUUGAAUUUGAUCAGAAUAAACCAUUUGGUCUGCAGGGUAAUUAUUAUAUUAGUAGAGGUAUGAGGAGCCUCGAUAUAACUAAUAAACUGCAACUGCUUACAAUGCACUUUCCAAGAUUGAAGUUAGUAUGGUCGCCUAGUCCGACCGCUACUGCCCAACUUUUCGAGGAAUUGAAGCAAGGAAGACCACAGCCAGAUGCAGCUAAAGCAGCACAAGUUGGAACUGAAGACGAUAUUGAUGAUGAAAAUACAAUGGCUGAAAAAUAUAAUGUUCACAUUCAAGAUUUAAUAGCAAAGUUGCCAGGUGUACAUUCAAAAAAUUUACGUGCGAUUCUUAACAAGGGCAUAUCAUUGGAUCAUUUGCUGACUCUUUCAAAGAGCGAGCUCAGUGAAAUAAUAAGCAAUUCAAGUGAUGCUGAUUUAUUAUAUAAUGCUUUACAUUCAAAAACUAAAGCCCCUAAUGAUGGUUCGUCUGCCAGUGGGAUCAAACCCAACACUUCAAAAGUGAAAAAAAGAGGUCUAUUUUUCAAGAAGAGAGGAAAAUAAAUUUGCUGCUAGAACUAUAGUAAAAGUGAAAGUUAAUAGUUUAAAAUUGUUUAAUUCUUCAAUUUAUAAAAAUUACAUUAUAUAAAUAAAAUUCAUAAAAUUAUA